Molecule: messenger RNA, 444 nt
Organism: Colletotrichum higginsianum IMI 349063
Lineage: Eukaryota; Fungi; Ascomycota; Sordariomycetes; Glomerellales; Glomerellaceae
Product: Transmembrane protein 32
Exons: 2
Coding region: 1-444 (147 amino acids)
Biological process (GO): protein folding in endoplasmic reticulum
Cellular component (GO): EMC complex
Source: RefSeq, a predicted model, not a curated record
AUGACCUGGAUUUCACGCUCCAUCACGGCCAUUGGCCUUUUGCUGCUCGGUCACGCCUGCUACUCGGCACAAGAGCAUUCCGCGUUGCAAUCCUUCCGGGCUGCGUCACCCUUGGCGACGUCCACGCCAGCGGCCAACACCUCCCUACCGGCGGAUAUCACCAUCGAGACGGCUGUGGCGACAGUGGUCAUCAUUCUCGGCCUCAUACUGGGUGCCCCAAACCUCCGACCGAUCCAGUGGCGCGUAUGGGCUGGCAAGAUUGAGAGGGAGGGCGAGGCAGGAUUCUUGACGGGCAGUGGUGAGGUUGAGAAGGACUAUGUUGGCAAUCCCUUCCGCAUUCUCGAGAGUCGGCCAGGCUUUGCCGAUGUUCGGAAACAGAGACGCGACUUCACCAACUGGAUCAAGGCCGGUAAGAAGACUGGGAGUUCGGCUGCCUCACACUGA